This is a messenger RNA of Schistocerca nitens (vagrant locust), 17273 nucleotides long. RefSeq names its product histone-lysine N-methyltransferase 2D-like. Gene Ontology annotation, cellular component: nucleus; MLL3/4 complex. Gene Ontology annotation, molecular function: histone binding; histone H3K4 methyltransferase activity; transcription coactivator activity. The transcript is spliced from 77 exons. The record is from RefSeq and is a predicted model, not a curated record. Gene Ontology annotation, biological process: positive regulation of transcription by RNA polymerase II. Lineage: Eukaryota; Metazoa; Arthropoda; Insecta; Orthoptera; Acrididae. The coding region runs from base 272 to 14842 and encodes 4856 amino acids.
AAUGUACAUUUGCUAUGUUGUUAAACUUUACCGGUGUUUAUAGUAAUUUUUUAGUAGUUGCGAGUUAGUUAUGUGUGUGUAAAUAAUAUUACAAUACCAACCAUUCAUUGGCAAUUGCUUAGUGAAUUGUUUGAAGUGUUGUGUAAGUUUCGAUGUGCAUACGGAGUGCAAACUAUGACCGCCCCAACCGCAGAACGAGGCUGCAAUUACAUUCCCUUACUGAACGGCUAUCGGAUACUCGACAUAUGAAUAAGUAACGAGAGGUGGCACCAUGGAAGAGGAACAAGGACAAUCCAAGCCCGGGUCCCCGCCUUCCUGCGGGGGCGGUGACGAGGAGCUGGAAUUGGAGGAAGCGUCCGCGGAGGAGGAGGAAGAGGAGACGCUGUCCCCGCCGGGCAGCCAGACGCCCUCCCAGCCCGCCACCAGCCCAGGAGCGUCUCCGGCUUCCUCGGGCUCCGUCCCCGCGACACCGGUGCAGGAGUCUCGGCUGAUGUUCUUCACCGGUAAGCCGCUGAACAUCAGGCGCGGCAGGGGCCGGCCGCCCUACAAGGAGAGGACGACACAGAGGCAGGGCCGGCGCAACUCCCUGGGCGUCAAACUCAAGAGGUGGAAGAGUCUGACGAAAGAAUCUCCCAGCAGAGAAGGCGACCCCGAGCAGCCGAGCCCGGCAGGAGACGGAGACGGGGCUGGAACCGAGACGGAGAAGGCACUACUGCCCGAGGAGCCACCCUACUUCCCUGAGCAGUGGCCGGGCAAGGUGUGCGCGCUGUGCAACCUGGGCGAGCGUAGCCAGCUGGGACAGGGGGACCUGCUGCAGCUGACGUACUCCCCCGAGGAGCUGGCCGCGCUGUUGAAGGAGCGAAGCGAUGCCGGCGCCGAGGGCGGCCUGUCGCUGGCGGGCGACGCCGACUCCGUCAUCGGCAGCAGCCCUAGCCGCGGGAACGGCCACGCUCCGGCAUUUGGAGGCCUCGCGGUGACUGUGCGGCGCCAGAAGAGCAUGGCCAAGUGCAAAAAUCCUUGCCCCACUAAUUCCGUCGAACCAGUGGACGAACUCAGUGUAGUCGGGUACCUCGACGAACCGGAUGUGGCGUCCAUCUUUGAAGCCUCGGGCCAUUUUUACGUCCACCAAGCGUGCGCACUGUGGUCGCAAGGUGUGACACGCUCCGAGGACCUGGUGUUCCGCAACGUGGCGUCGGCUGUGGUGCAGGCGGCCAACCGCCGCUGUUCACACUGCGGCCACUUCGGGGCGAGUGUCGUGUGCAGGGUCGCCAACUGCGGGCGGGCCCUCCACUUCCCUUGCAGUGCCGCAUCCGGUGCGUUCCAGGAGUGCAAGUCCGUCACUGUGGUCUGCAGCCUCCACUUGGAUCAGGUCCCCUUACUCUUGUCCGGAGAGGGGGCGUGCGUGAGCUGCUUCGGGCUGGGCGACGUCGCGAACCUGGUGAUGUGCACGGCGUGCGGACAGCACUGGCACGGCCUGUGCCUGUCGAUGGCGCUGCUGCCCGGAGUGCGCGCCGGCUGGCAGUGCCUGGGGUGCCGCGUCUGUCAAGUGUGCCGGCAGCCGGGCGAGGAGGAGUCCAAGAUGAUCGUCUGCGAGUCCUGCGACAAGGGCUACCACCAGACCUGUCUGCGACCCGUCGUUACUACCGUCCCCAAGUACGGUUGGAAGUGCAAGUGCUGCCGCGUGUGCUCGGACUGCGGGUCACGCACGCCGGGUGCCGGCCACUCGUCGCGCUGGCACGCCCACUACACGGUGUGCGACUCCUGCUACCAGCAGCGCAACAAAGGCUUCUGUUGCCCACUGUGCCGACGCGCAUACCGCGCGGCAGCCUACCGUGGGAUGGUGCCGUGCAGUCUCUGCAGAAAGUUUGUGCACGGAACGUGUGACGCUGAGGCUGACCUCGUAACGUACCAGCAGAGGAAAGAGAGCCAGCCGGACUACGAGUACGUCUGCCCCAUCUGCAAGAGCCUUACUCAGCCUGGCCGCACCCUGCUGCCCAAAGCUCGCAAAGACAGUGUGGACGAUGCAGGCCCAGACUCAAGCCUGUCGGCGUCCCGAGAGUCACUGUACCUGGAGGAGGAGAUGGAUGUGGAGACCUCUCCUUCAGAGAGGGAGUACACAUUCUCGGACCGAGCGGAGCUACGCGGGGCGGUCGGCCUCGGCAAGGGGAAGCCUUUCUGCGCCGGCAAGAUCGCCAAGAAGAAGCUGGGCCUGUCGGGCAGCGUGCGCGGCAAGGGCGGCCACGGUUACCACAAGCGGCAGCGCCUCACCGACUUUGGGCGCAAACGCGGGCCCAAGGCGAAGAUGAGGGGCGUGUUCGGGGCGCCGGGAGUCGGCCUCCAGAGGCCCCAGGUGGACACGUCCCAGCAGAGCGGUGGGCGGCAGCCUGCGGACGAGGAGCACGGCAUAGAGAACAGGCUGGUGCUGUGUUCCGCCAAGGACAAGUUCGUACUGACGCAGGACCUGUGCGUGAUGUGCGGCGCCAUCGGCAUCGACCAGGAGGGCUGCCUCAUCGCCUGCUCCCAGUGUGGCCAGUGCUAUCACCCCUACUGUGUCAACGUCAAGGUGACGAAGGUGAUCCUGCAGAAAGGCUGGCGUUGCCUGGACUGCACGGUGUGCGAGGGCUGCGGCCUGCGCGACGACGAGGCGCGCCUCAUCCUGUGCGACGACUGCGACAUCUCGUACCACAUCUACUGCAUGCAGCCGCGCCUCGAGUACGUGCCCCACGGCAACUGGAAGUGCAAGUGGUGUGCCGUGUGCACCGUGUGUGGCAGCAACGACCCCGGAUUCAACUGCACCUGGCAAAAGAGCUUCACGGAGUGCGGUCCCUGCGCAUCGAUGAAUACUUGCCCGGCGUGCAGCGACGCCUAUUGCGAAGGAGACCUCAUUAUACAGUGUGUGCAGUGUGAGAGGUGGCUGCACUGUGCCUGCGACCAGAUCAAGACAGAGUCGGAAGCGGAGCGGUGUUCGGAGGAGGGCUACACGUGCCUAAUGUGCCGGCCUCGCGAUGAGCCGCCCCCGCACCUACUGCCCUCGUCCAACCUCGCCCCCAGGCCUCCGCCACCAGUCUGCAAGAGUCCGGAACUACCACCGAAGGUCGGAUCGCAGGCACAGUUCUAUGUAGACGGUGUCUGCCUUUCGGAAGUGGGGUUGCACCAGAUCAAGUCACUGACCAUGGAGCAGCAGAUCGUCCCACGGAAGAAGAGGUAUUCACGAAAGCUGUCGACGAAGGCCGACAAGGAGGCCGGCAUAAUGGCUACGAUAGAGUCCGUGGUCGCAGGAGGCAGUCAAGACGAGCAGCCGGUUGUGAAAGUGGAGCCGGCCAUCGAGUAUAGGGAGGGCAUGGUGUGGCACGCCGGGGAGGACGGCGGCCCUGCCGAGCCGCCAGAGGGCUUCACGGUCUACACGACGGACAGCGGUGUCAUGAUUCUGCGCAGGAAGAGGCAGCGCAACCUGCAGAAGCUCGGUAUCGGAGGCUUCGUCGUCCGCCUCCGCGGCACCCGGUACAAGGACGAAGAGGGCGGGGUCGCAGCAGAUGGUGCGGGGAGUGCCGCCUGCUCUACCGGUGAGACUAUAGGGGGAGGAGCCGCCGUCCACGGCCACGGCACCGAGGACGGCACGAAGCCCCGCCGCAAACCGAACCGGAGAAGGCCCCGCAACCGCCUCAUGGAGUGCUACCCUUCGUACCUGCAGGAGGCAUUUUUUGGACGAGAGCUCUUGGACACAACAAAGGAGAAAGAAAUCGGUAGCAGUGACUCUGAAGGAGAGUCAGCGACACCUAAUGUUGGCGAGGACAAGAUUAUACAGCUAUCGCAGGAUGAAAUAAAAGCUAUAGAGGAACUGAAACCAAAAGAAGAAAGUGAAACAGAGAAGCAAGACAAGAAGGGGGACAAUGAAGGAGAUAACUCGGGCAGCAAGUCGCCAGACAAGGAGCAGGUGGCCGGUGACGAUGCCGACGGGAGCGACUCCGAGGUGCUGAACAUGCUGCCGUUGCCGGGUGACCUACUGGACACCGACCUUGUCGACACGAUCAUGAACGAGGACGAUGACGACAUCGCGAAAACUGGGGAUAACCUCGACGAAAUUGGCGAAGACUCGGAGUUGAAUGACUCACUUCCUAUAACAGACGGUGGGGCAGACGUUUCGGGGACCAGUCAGAAGGACGAGCUCACGGACAUCUUGAGUCCGCACUUUAACCUCGAGUCUAUGGUGCGAGACACUGGUCUCCCCAACAUGGACAGCCGUGACGUGGAGGAAAUCAUCAAAGGAGUGCUGACAGACGAAGAGUCCCAGGAGUCGGUGUUUCCCACGGGAGCUGCCGCCACCCAGCAGUCUUCAGGAGUGCAGCCCAGCGCAGCUCUGCAGAGGACGCAGGUGGGGGGACCACUGCCACCUGUCGUACCUUCGAGCCUGUCGUCACCGUCGCCCUACCAUUCCGAGUACAGCAAUAGUCCGCAGUUCAGCCCUGCGUUCUCGGAGCCGGCCAGCCCGUGGAUGUCUCCUGCUGAAGUCGGUGACGGUGAUGGCGUUUCCUCGUACAACGCUCGCACGGCAUUAAAAAUGGAGGCAGAUGAGCCACUGGGCGACCAGGCUACAAUAUCUGCCGUACUGUACGCAAACCUCCACCAUCCGGAGCUGAAGAAGGAGUUCCCAGCUUGGAACGAUCGAGCGAAACAGAUCCUGAAGAAGUGGAGGUCAUUACCGUCGGAGCGUAAGGCGCCGUACCUGCAAAUGGCCCGGGAGAACCGAACUGCACAGCGGAUGAAGAAGACGCAGCAGGACCAGGAGCGGCUACUGCAGCAGCAGAAGACGUCACGUGAGGCGGAACAGGAGCGGCAGUGGAAGCAGCUGCAGGCGCUGCGGCAGCAGCAGGCGCACCAGCACCAGCAAGUGAUCCAGGAGCAGCGCGUGCAGGCAAUGGCAAGAGUGCACCGACAGAUGAGUGUUGACGGCAUCCCGUUCCCUGCAGAGUCGCAGCAAGUCGCUGCCGGACUAUCGCCUCAGGACGGUUGUCUGACGUCACCGGUGGGCAUCCGUCCUCCCCCGUUCCCGCCACCCGCGGGGAUUCCUUCCGGUGCCCAGAAGGGGCAGCGACUGCCGAAUCCAGGUGCGGGUGCGGUUCCGGGCGGCACGAUUUUCCCGCACCCCGCGGCAGCCGCCGUCACGGGGGUGGGUGUCCCGCGGCCGCCAGCGCCACCCCCGCAGUCACAGCGCGCCUUCCAGCCGGCCCUGGUGGGGAUUCCCCCUCUACCCGAGCAGCCGCAGCAGGUGGCCGUGUUCCGGUCGGCCACUUCCGACGUUGUGGACCCGUACGCCCAGCCGCCGCACACCCCGAGGCCCCCAGCUCAACAGCAAUUCCCACCGAUGAUGGCCGCAGUGCAGAGGUACACCCCGACACCGUACCCUCAAGGAGCCCCGCCACCGCCUCCGCCGGGUAUGCGCGCCGUCCAGUUUGCCGCCGCCGCUGCCGGAGGCCCGACCCCCCCGCGACACGGGUUCACCCCGCGCGGUCCAGAUGCGGGUGGGUAUGUGACAGCUGCCGGCCUGGGCUUCGUCCGCCCCGGCCCGCCCGUCGUACAGGCCCACGUGGGCGCGCCGCCUCAGUCCGCCGGCGUAGGUGUGGGCGCUGUGGCGGCCGCAGAUCCGUACGCCGUGCCGGCUCUGACACCUAGACCUGCACAGGAACAGCUGCGGGACCUCCUGCAGACCAAGAAGGCGGCAGACGAGCAGCCGGGGCCCAGGCUGUGGGCGGCAGAUCAGCUGGCGCCGCAGCAGCACGGUGGCGCGGAGGUGGCGGCGGACCCCGGUGCGGAGUUCCGGCAGCCGCUGCCUCCCGCACCGUCGCGCCCGCCGCGCCUCGCUGCCCCCGCUGUGAUCAGGGCUGCCCAGCUGCCACUGCAGGCACAGGCUGCACUCAGGCCACCCCUCCAGGGCCCGGACCCGAGAAUCCGACACGUUCUGCAGCAGCGGUACCCGGGAGCGCUGCUGCGUGCGCAGCGCAACCCUCUGGAUCCUUACGACCAUCUGGUGCAGCAUACCCAGCCGCAGGCACACCACCAGGAACCGUCCCCACAGCCGUCGCCGUUCGCUACUGCCGGUGCCAUUGUGUCAUCGGAUGCUCAAGAAAUACCUGAAAGUGUGACCGAAGAACUAGAGAAGUUGGAAGAAGAAGGCGUCGGAGCGAUACUUGGAGAACUGGGCGACGAUGACGAACUGCUCGAGAUGGGCAACGAUUUCAACAUCUUGGAGUAUGCGGAUCCAGAACUGAGCAGUGUAGUGGGAGGAGAAAAGACGAACAUACUGGACGACAACCUGGACCUGGAGGAAGUAGCGGCAGGAAGGACAAACGACGAUCACAAAGGGGUCAAGAAGGAGCCGCCGGCGACUGCCGUGAGCGCGACACCCGCCGCCCGGCCACCUGCCCCCACACCGUCCACUCCGACGAGUCACUCAUCAACGCCAAAGUUAGCUGAGACUCCAUCCCCGAGACAGCAGGUAAAAGAAGAGAGCUCUGAUCAACCGGUGGCUCCAAGCACAAGUUCCUCAACUCCGGAACAACAGGUAUUGGCGAGGCAGGCCUUCCCGGGCACCAGCCCCACCCACUACGCCGGCGGUGCACCCGGCGGGACGUCUCCGACGACGGCAGCGACGGGACUGCACCUGCAGCGACUCCCUAUACACGUGCAAGCUGUGAUCCACCACCGGCAACAGCAGCAGCGCCUGCAGCUGCGGCCCGCCGGUCCUCAGCGCGUCGUGUCGGUGGCUCCGGUGACCGGCCAGCGCCCAGGUCUCGCCCCGCCACCUCCGCCCUACCCGGGGCCGCCGCCCCCGUACCCGGGUCAGCAGGUGCAGGUGAGCCUGCGCAACCUGAUGCCUCCGAGGGCGCAGACGCCGGCGCCGGCGCCCCAGCCUCAGCCGCAGGGUGCAGCCGUCGUCCAGCCGCGCAGGCCACUGCUGCUACAGGAGCAGCCCCUGCUGCUGGAGGAACUCCUCGAGCAGGAGAAACGUGAGCAGCAGCAGCAGCAGCAACAGCAACAGCAACAGCAACAGCAACAACAGCAGGAGGGGCCCGAGGCCGACUUCUCCGCGGGGGCCGCCGGCGUCACACCACAGUCUCCCCAGCAAGGACGAGGUGCACUCCCGAGCCCGGGAGGCCCGCGUCAGCAGUUCCUGGCCGGCGGCGUGCGGCCGGCGGUCCCCACCUCUCAGCAGUCACUAGGUACCGGGGCCACCACGGCGCGGCCUCCUCCGCCACCCCAGGGUCUGCCAUCCGGAGAAGCUGCCGGAGGCAGCAGAGUCCCCCCGUUCAGCGCGCCGAGCCUGCCGCCUCCGCCUGCGCCGCCGCCGGACGACGUCGUGACGGAGGCGGACAGGCAGCAGCAGGCAGCGUACGAACAGUGGCUCUCGCACCAGAUGCAGCUCGUGUCCGCCCAGCUCAAGUAUUACGAGUGUGAGGUCAGCAAGCUGCGCAAGACUCGAAAGUCCCUGAACAGCAAGCAGCGCUCACUGCGCAAGGCGGGGUCGGAGCUGGGGGAGGCGGAAGCCGGACAGCUGGCGCAGGUGACGGCGGAGACGGCGGCUCUGCAGAAGCACCUGGAGGCGGCACGCCGGCAGAGCCGCCAGCACAGCAUGCUCGUGCAGGAGUACCGCAACAAGCAGCAGCAGAAGCAGCGUCCGCAGCUACCGGCCGGCGGAGGUGCGGAGCCCCCGUCUCCGACGUACGCGGCGCGCUCGCCGACGGUGCCUUCGCCUGCCGGAGGGGGGGCGUCGCCGCUCCCCAGCCCCGGGGGGCCCGCGGCACUGCAGCAGCAGCAGAUGAUGGCGCCGAGCCCGAGCUCUGCCGCCAACCGCGGCCGGUCGCCUUCUCCCCGCACGGGCACACCUCAGUCGCAGCACGGCGAGGAGAGCGCUUUCAGCCCGGGAGCGCAGAUGCCGUCACCGGGACGCCUGACUUCGCCGUCACCCCAGCAGAGGAUGUCUUCGCCACAGCACCGGACGACGCCUGGCCCGUUUCCCUCUGACCAGAUGAGGAUCCAGCACGCGGGCCCCCGCUUCGCGCGCUCCCCCCUUGGGUUGGGGACGCCGCAGCCGCAGUCGGCCACCGCCUCCUCUCCCGCAGAGUUGCACCGCCCGCGCAGCUUGCCGGCCGGCUACGGGUCGGGCGCCAGUGAGCGGGCGUCGCCCGUGGGUGGGCGGCCCUCGGGGGGCGCGGGCUCGUCGCCGGCGACUCCUGCGGCGGGCCCGUCCCAGCAGCAGCGGCAGCAGCAGCAGCAGCUGAUCGUGCAGCGCCACAUACAGCAGCAGCAACAGCAGAUCCUGCAGCAGGAGCAGCUGCAGCACGAGCAGCAGAACGCGCUGGCCACGCUGCAGCAGCGCCAGCAGCAGCUCUCCCUGCAGCAGCGCCACCAGCUGCUGCAGCAACAGCAGAUGCUGCAACGCCAGCAGCAGCUCCUUCUGCUGCAACAGGGAGGUGGCAGCCCGGCCCCGCCACCGCAGAGCCCGACGACUCCGUCCCCACGGCAGCAGUUGACCCCCCAGCCCAGGGUCUCCGGCAGUCCGCAGGGUGCGGAGCACCCGCCCACGCCUCAGCAGCAACAGGAUCGGCAGCAUGACGGCGACGGGGGAGGUGGGGGUGGAGGUGGAGGGGGUGGCAACCCACACAACCCUCUGAACCCCAUCCCCAUUCUGAGGUUGUUUGGCCGCUACGGCACUUUCAAGCUCGGCCUCCGCGGAGGAUCGCCGAUGUGGGGGUACGGACAGCCACCUUCUACCGGCGCCGCCGGUGGGCGCGACAGCGGGGGCGGCGGCGGCGGCAACGGAGGAGGCAGUUCGGCCCCCCCUACACGCCAGCAGCCGGACACGUCACUCGUCUGCGCCGACUACAACGAUUUCGACGACGAGAGCUCGCACACUCCUCCGUCUGCACCUGUUGAGAAGGACGCCACCCGGCCGCACACCUCGGUCACGGCAGAGGAGGAAGUCGCGUGCGAUGCCGGUGCCGGGACGCCGCCGCCGCAACCGCAGACGCAGACGCAGCCGCCUCCCCGGGGGUCCGCGAUCCCGUCGGUACUCGGUUCGAACGGUGACCUCCCGAGGGACAGGUCGGAGCUGGAACCUCCGGGAAGAAUUGCCAUUAUAGGACCUCGCUCGGGUCCGGAGAAGAUAGUGGCGACGACCGACACCCCCGAAUCGCCGGAUCAGGUUGAAAUGAAUGUAGACCCAUCACCAGAACCAUUCCUGCCCACUCCAGAGACUGUGGGUAGCAAAGAGGAAGAAGAAAUGGCAAUCCACCAAGAAGAAGUUGUCAUUCAAGUGGACAAGUCUUCAGGGAAGCAGGAUUCUGCACGGGCAGGAGCUGACGAGUGCCACGCGGAAGGGAAGCUGCCGUCGGCACCGGAAAUGUCACCGUUCGCGACGCCGACUCCGCCUCCUCUCCCGCCUCCCGGCACGCCCUCCCACACGCCGCCCGCCACCCCGCAGAGCCCGAGGGUCGUCGCACAGUCGCCUUACCAGCACCAGCAGCCCGUCGUGGCGUCGGUCAUAGCUCGCCGCCCGACGCCCUCUCCUCCUCAGCACCAGCAGAGUCACCACCAUUACCAGCAGCAGCUACAACAGCACCAGCUCCAGCAACAACAACAGGAAGAAGAGUCGCACCAGAAGCAGAUGCAGAAGACGUCUCCGUCCCCUUCGGCGCACGAGUCGGCGCACUUGUCGUCUAGGCUCCCACCAUACGGAUUGACUCCGACAUCGCGGGCCACCGGUGUAAGCGUCAUAGCCAGCACACCUCGGAUGUCAGCAUCUGAGCAGUCGGGUGUUCCGAAUGCCGACGAGAGGAACAGGGCGGAGCCGAGACCGAGUGUCCUCGAAGGCCCGGCGGCGAGGCAGCUGGCAGACAUAGAGAACUCGUUCAAGGUCAUACAUUCCAUAGUUACAGAAGCAAAAUCACAGAGUUCGACCCAACAGCAUUCUGAAACGAGACCUACCGUAUUCGCUGUAGCCGAGAAAUCGCGUGCUCACCUUCAGGACGAGAAUCUGUCGGCACCGAUCCUGCGGUCGGAAGAAAACAUUUCGGUUCCCGUCUCUCUGGGACCGGUUUCGCACAGAAGUCAGCCCGUCGAUGACCGUUUCCGGUCGGCAGUUCCCACGAGUAGCCACGCGGUCGGCGUCGUUUCUCUCGACAGACGACUCGCGCCCGGGCCCGGCCCGCCCUACGAGACCGCACGGGUGGAUACGCUCACGACGGGACUGGCAAACGUCGAACGGCGAGACUCGGAGCAGGCGAUUAGAGCGUCAGUCCUGGGAGACCAACUGCGCGCCGCCGCCGCCGCCGCUGCAGCUGCAGAGCGGUCGCGCUCCCUCGACUCCGAGCCCGGUGUCGUCCGUUCCGUGCUGGAGAGCCGUCUCAUUGGGCAGCAGCAGGUCCCGACUUCAAGCCCUCAGAUGCACCACCACGUCGUCCCACCGCCCACGUACAGACCACUGCAACAACAACAACAACAACAACAACAACAACAACAACAGCAACAGCAACAGCAGCAGCAGCAGCAGCAACAACAACAACAACAACAACAACAACAACAACAGCAGCAGCAGCAGCUGCUGCAGCGGGCCGGUGCUGCCCCUGUGACUUCGUGCAGCGUGUCGACGCCAUCGCCUCUGCAGCAGCUGCCGGCCGUGUCGUCGCCGGUCCAUCAACAGCCACGCUCUGCCGAGCAGUCUCCCGGCUCUGCAGUGCACCAGUACGUCUCCGUCAACACGUAUGGAGGUGUCGUCAGCAGAUCACCACCGGUCGCAAGGACGCCGACAACACCGUCACCUCGAUACCACCUGCAAGACUCGUCGCCACCCCCACUGUCGUACCAACAGUCGGCGACCACUUUCGUGCACAGCUAUGCAAAACCUUCGAUCAAGCGAGAGGAUUCGCCAAAACAGUACCCGCCCGCAGUGACGGUGAAGACGGAGCCGGCGGAUGUGGACCGGCUGGUGUCGCAGGUGCCGCACCUUCCCCACCAACACCCCCACCACCAGCCGCCCCCGCCCCCGCAGCCGCAGCAGCAGAUCCUCUACCAGCCGAAGGCGGAGCCCCACUCUGGACAACCGCCACCCAGCUGCAAGUACCACCCGGGGUUGCAAAUGCAGCAUCGCAUUCUGCAGCAACAACAGCUGCAGCAACAACAGCUGCAGCACCUGCAGCAGCAGCAGCAGCAACAACAACAACAGCUGUUACUUCAACAACAACUGCAACAACAACAGCAACUGCAGCAGCAGCAGCAGCAGCAGCAACAACAACAACAACAACAGCAGCAGUUGCAACUUGAGCAGCCUCAGCAACAACUUUACCACCAGCAGCAACAGCAUCUAGCUCAGCAGCAGCAGCUGAGCCUGCAGCUGACACCGGGCGAGCAGCGAGUGCGCGGCCCCGGGUCCGGUGCCGAGCUGCUGUCGCCGCCCACGCCGCGAUCGUUCACCUCACCGUCCGCAUCGCCGCUCACCUCUCCGCAGGUGGCAGGCAAGGGUGGGCCUCAGCAGAUCAGCCCCAUGCCAGCGAGUGAGAUUAAACGAGAGCAGCCGGACGUGCUGAGCCCCACCGGCAAGCUGGAGCCGAAGGAUGAGGCGAUGGACCUUCUGGGCCAGGACCAGGCGUCUCUGGAGUUGAAGAAGUUAAAAAGGCGCCAAUACCAGCAGAAGCGCCGUCAGAGCCAGGGCAAGGAAGCUUCGACAACCCCGAAGAAGAGGCCGCGCAAGGCGGAAGAAGACUACGACACGUUCGUGGAGAACGUGAUGACACAGUUGCGGCAGUUGCCACCUCUGUCGAUUCUCGAGCCGACUCUGGCCAGGAACCACUCGGCAUGCCCCGUGUUCGGUGCAGGCGACGCUACGAAGGUGGGACCCCUGACCGGAGAACUGCGCGGCAGAUACGGGAGCGCAUCGUUACCCAACGUUUCGGACCAUUACAACACGAGGCCAUUUGGUCCUCUGCCGCCACUGCCUCCUCUCCCACCUCCGUCGACACAGCGAGGGUUUUAUGACCAGGAGUUUGCUUCUGUUCGUUUUGAUAAUGACAGUGACGAUAAAAAAGAUCACCGGGAGAGAGAUAACGACACGCCGGACACCAUUAUAAGUUCGUCUUCUCCCGAGUGUGUUUUCAGAGAUCUGCCACUUCGUUUUCCAGGUUUACAAUUAAUUAAAGAUGAAGACGAAGAUGAAAGUGAGGAAGACAGCAAGGCGUGGGCAGCACGCCGCACCUCUCCCGUCAUUCCACUCGUCACUCCGAUACCCAUCCGGCUGCGCCCACCACCACACUACGCCAAGGACGCUGCCGAUGUGGACAAGGAGAACGCCGGAGGGCCUCAACUGCUGGUGCGCCAGCGGUUCGGCCCAUCCCCGCCGGCUCCGUUGCGCGACUCCGGCAAUGUGACGGUGACACUGACGCUCACGGCCGCUGCCGCCGAGGACAUUGCGGGCGUCCUGCACCGGCUGGCCGGCAUCCUGCGAGUGCCGGCGCCUGCGGCGUUUGACGUGAUCGAGAGGACGAGCACACCGCCCUCCCAGAAGUUGGGGCUGUACAGGACUCGCGGGAAGGACGGCAAGGAAGGAGCUCCCGUGGAUAUCCAGAGCAUCCUGAACGGUGCCGCAAAAUUUUGCCGUCACUGCGACGUCGUGAUCCUGACGAACCUGAUACGCAAGAAGGUGAGCGAGAUCCCGGGUCUGUCGGCGCGGGAGGAGCUGGUGGCGGACACGGGGCCCGAUGGGGACGUCUACUUCUGCAGCGCCGCCUGCUACAUGCAGUUCGCCCUCAUGCACCGCUCCCCGACUCUCAACCAGCAGGAGAAGGCUGCAGCUGUCGUGGACCACGUGAGUCAGGAAAUGAAGCGAGAGGUGAAAAUAAAGGAGGAAGUGGUGGAGCCGGCACAGGCAGAGUCCGCCGACGGAGAACACGAAGCGGACAAGCUCGUAAUAAAGAUCAAGGAAGAACUGCCGGAUCCAGACGAAACAUCUCAGACCUCCAACGAGCCCGUCACGCCGACCGGCAAGGCAAAAGUGGAAGAGCCCACGAGUGCGGAGCCCCCGGCAGAGGAAUUUCAGCGCCCCGAGAAGCGCAGCCACCGGGCGGCAGCUGGCGAAGAGCCCGCCCGCAAGGUGUGGAAGGGCGUCCGCUACCGCUACUGGAGCCUGGGCUCCGUACAGCCGGCAACCAAGUACAAGAAGCCGACCGAGCGGGAGAUUACAGAGAUGCUGUUUCGCAUGGGGAUCACAAUGGCACCAUCAAAAAUGCCCGAGGACACUCGCAAAUGCCUGUUCUGUCAUCAGAUAGGAGACGGAGUGGCCGACGGGCCCGCCAGGCUUCUCAACUUCGACGUGGAUCGCUGGGUGCACCUGAAUUGCGCACUGUGGUCGGACGACGUGUACGAGACGGUGAACGGUGCAUUGAUGAACCUGGAGAGUGCGCUGCAGCAGGGGAUGCAGGCGACGUGCGCACUUUGCACCCAGGCGGGCGCCACGGUGCGCUGCUUCAAGCUCCGCUGCUCCUCCGUCUACCACCUGGGCUGCGCCGUCAAGGACGGCUGUGUCUUCUACAAGAACAAGUCGAUGUACUGUGCCACCCACAUACCGAAGAACGAGAAGGACAACGAGCUGACGACGCUGGCAGUGUUCCGGCGUGUGUACGUGAACCGUGACGAGAACCGGCAGGUGGCAGCAGUUAUGCACCAGUCGGCGGACCAGAGCAACCUGCUGCGUGUGGGCGGCCUCAUCUUCCUGAGUGUGGGGCAGCUGCUGCCGCACCAGCUGCACGCCUUCCACUCGCCCUCCUGCAUCUACCCCAUUGGCUACAAGAUAGUGCGCUUCUACUGGAGCAUGCGGGUGCCGAACAAGCGGUGCCGCUACGUGUGCAGUAUCCACGACGUGGCGGGCCGGCCCGAGUUCCGCGUGCUGGUGCAGGAGCCGGCGCAGGACGACCUGGAGCUGCGCGACACGUCGCCGCGCGCCGUCUGGGCGCGCAUCCUGGAGCCGCUGGCGGCGCUGCGGCGCCAGCAGGGCGGCGUGCAGCUCUUCCCCAAGUACCUGUCUGGCGAGGACCUGUUUGGCCUCACCGAACCGGCCGUAGUACGCGUGCUCGAGAGCCUUCCCGGUGUGGAGACACUGACGGACUACCGCUUCAAGUACGGGCGCAACCCGCUGCUGGAAUUGCCUCUGGCCGUCAACCCGUCGGGCUGCGCACGAACCGAGCCCAGGGCGCGUGGCCAGCUGCCGUGGAAGCGGCAGCACACGCAGCGGACGUCGACGCUCAACCGCAACGCGCCCUUCGUCCCCGCCCUCACGUACGGUGGCAUCCAGGGGGAGGCGGCGUGCCCCUACUCGAAGCAGUUUGUCCACUCCAAGAGUUCCCAGUACAAGAAGAUGAAGCAGGAGUGGAGGAACAAUGUGUACCUGGCCAGGUCCAAAAUACAAGGGUUAGGUCUUUACGCAGCACGAGACCUGGAGAGACACACGAUGGUCAUAGAGUAUAUCGGGGAAGUAAUCCGCACCGAAUUGUCCGAAGUUCGUGAAAAACUGUACGAAGCGAAGAAUCGAGGUAUAUACAUGUUCCGCCUGGACGAAGACCGUGUGGUGGACGCUACCCUGUCGGGCGGCCUCGCUCGCUACAUUAACCACUCGUGUAACCCCAACUGCGUGGCGGAGACUGUAGAGGUGGAGAGGGACCUCCGCAUCAUCAUUUUUGCCAAGCGACGCAUAUCACGUGGUGAAGAGCUGGCGUACGACUACAAGUUCGACAUCGAAGACGACCAGCACAAGAUACCGUGCAAUUGCGGGGCUCCCAACUGCCGUAAGUGGAUGAACUGAGUCGGCCACCACUUCCGGAAGGAGCGACCGCCGAGUACCCGAUCGCCUCUCCGAAUGGGACACCGGUCGUGUCGAAGUCCGCACCCGGGUGUCGAGGGGUUACCUGCGGUGUGGUGCCGUAAGGAUUUAAUCUGAUGCCUUAACAAUUUUGUUGCCUUAUAUUCCACACUGGGAGAACUGACAGCUCGAAGUAAUGUCCUCCCUCUCAAAGUACACGCCGAGGUCCGUUAUUUCUUCGGUUAAACGUGCGGUCCGGGAGAGAACACCUCGAUGCACGUGUGAGAGGAGGAAUGUAAAACUGACAAUACUUUUAAGAGUGCCUGUGUCAGCCAGAUUCCCGAGUAAAACUGGGAUCACGUACUCGUAGUAGGUCGGUACACGGGUAACUGAUUAACUCACUUCACCGACCCGCCUUAUACAACAAUAAUUGUACGAAAUUUAUUUUGAGAAAUUUAGGUAACUGCCGUUCAGAAGUGACCUUUGACAAACAAUAUUCGUGUCGUUAGAUUGUGGUGACGGACAUCUUGUGAGUGCAAUCUGAAUGAUACAGUGUUUUCAGCUGGGAAGUUGUGGUGGAAAGCUACUUUGGGCCCGGGCUGUAGCACCUCACUUUGGCACCUGGGGUUACUGUUUUCCUUUAGAGUGCUCAUUGUGUGGCUAGUGUGAUCACUUGUUCUGCAGAGUGUUUUGUAACGCAGUUUUCUUUUUAAUGUGAUGUUUACAGAGAGCCAUUUGGCAGUUUGUAUUUGUGCACCGCACGUGUUACUUGUCACUGUGAAACUGGCAUAUCUCUGAUAGUGUGUGCAUCAUUUCUCGUACGUGUGUGCUGCCAGUUUAAGAUUCUCUUCUGUAGCUCGAAAGGUGUUCGUUUGUUAGAAUAGUGUAACCGGUCAAACGCAUUUUGUUACAAACUGCUCGACUGUAUUUUUACAGUGUCAUUUAGUGACAACAGUGCCUGCUGAGGGGAUGAGGUGGUCUUUUUAAUUAUUAUCUAAAUGAUUCCAUUGGUUGUGUUUAAAACUAUUUCAAAUGGGCGUUUUAUCAAAAGAAUUUUAUGUGUAUACGUUUCUGUUGUGCACAUAUGUAAUAUGGAAGUUAGGAAAUUUCAGGGUUGAGCAUUGGUGUGUGAUGUAUUACAGUAAGAGUAAGUGUAUAUUGAGAAAUGCCUUAAAUAUGGCUACUUUACCAGAGAACAAAUUGUGAAUAUGUAUAAUUUUUUUAGUGUAUAGUAUAAAUUGCUUGAUAGAAGCUAAUAGCCAAAGUUUUUGAAAGAUGUUAAUUUUUCCUAGCAAACAAUCUUUGAGAGAUUUGUUAUGGUGCAAUAUUAUGGUAUGUAAUAGCUAGUGAGAUCACAGAUGCUUAUUCUUUACUUUUAGAAAUGUCAAGGGCUAUCCACUGCAGAUUUCAGUUUGUCAUCAUGCAGUCUUAAUUUUGUGUGCACGGCUCUUUUACAAUUUUUAAGUAAGAAAUGUCUGUAUUCUGUACUAAAUGAUUUAAUUUCAAGAUUAUUUUUUUUAACAAUCACAAUUUUUGUACACAGGUGUUUUUUUUACUAAAAAUAGAUGCCCGUUACUCAAUACCGACUGUGCGUGUGCACAAAAAUGCGUACAAAAACGGCCAGUGCGUAACUCCGUUCGUAUAGUGUGAACAGUGUUUGAGAAAUCUCUCGUCACUGGCAAAACCGGCAGAGAACGAUGUGCUGCGAACAGUCACAUUGUACUAGCUAAUGGUAGCUGCCUGCUGAGUGGGCGCGAUACGCCUCACUCUACGAGGUAUCGUUACAGAUUGUUCACGGUGUAUUUGAGAGUUGUGUAGCUGACGUGAAUAGUUUUUUCUCUAGGCAGCAGUUUUUUAUUUUGUACGAUUGUAAUUUUUGAUUCGGUGCCUGAGUGAUUUAAUAUUUGACCAGCAGCUGAAUAAUUAUUGCUGCAAAAGAUUUCACUUAUUCCUACUGACCGUGUCAUUUGGGUCUCAGUGCAAUUAACAGUGAAACAUUGUAAGGCUCUUGUAAAAUGAAGUAAAAACCCUUACUUCCAUUUGGUUUUUUAAAAUUUUACUGAAUGGCACCAGUUGAAAUUUUAAAUACUGGCCAAAUGUGUAUCUGAUUCAAUAAUCUUGGAAGUAAAUCAUUUGUGUUAACAGUUUUUCAAAUGCUCGCACCUUCCACAGAAUGGUGUACGACACGUGUUUCGUGAAAUGUCAGUUGUGGAGAAACUGUGAAGACUUAUGCAAUGAUGACUCCAUAGUUACCCAGUUCUUUGACACUUAUAUUGUGAGUUCUUAUAUUUGUCUUGUCUUUUUUUGUAAAUAUGAAACUUUUGUAUGAUAAUUUUCAUCAUGUAAGCAUAUGUAAGUGUUUUGAUUGAAGUGUCCACAUUUUUGUUUAGUGUGAAAAUUGUUGGAAUGAUGAAUAUAUGAUUGAAAUGAGUAA